Molecule: messenger RNA, 8686 nt
Organism: Coturnix japonica (Japanese quail)
Lineage: Eukaryota; Metazoa; Chordata; Aves; Galliformes; Phasianidae
Source: RefSeq, a predicted model, not a curated record
CGGCCCCGCCGCGGGUUGUGCGCCUGCUCGGCGGCCGCGGCCGAGGCGCCCGGGAAUGGCGGCGGUUUUGGAGCUGCUGCUGAGCGAGGAGCUGCCGCUGGGCGCCGUGCUGCGAUGGCUGCGGCGCGACCCGGGGCAGCGCCCGGCAGAGGAGAACCACAUCCACGACAAGCUGGUAUCACUCAGUUUGCUUCAGAAAGAUUUUGUGCCUUUUCUGCUGAAUUUCUUAAGAGAGCAGACCAGCCAGAUACUGACUAAUGGACCCUCCACUCCUGCUAAAACUCCCAAUUCCAAGGCCCACAGGAGCCAAAGGACGGGACCAGAAAGGAGAGCAGGCCAUGCAACUAGCAGCCGAGUGCAGCUCUUUUCCCAAAGGACUUCAGUGACCUCCUGUGCCACAGACACCAGCUUUUCUCCUGCUGCUGCAUCCAGCAGCUCCUCUUCCUUUUCUGAGUCAAACCUGUCGAGCCCUUGCAGUGACUUCCCCAGCUUGGUGUCCAGUAGCAGCCCGAGCUUUGGGUACAGCCCUGUGCUCACCCACAGUGAGAAGCGCUCGGCUCAGAAGGCCAACCUGGGGAGCUUCCUCACUGCUGCACCAGAGGCCUUGCCAGCAAGGCGGGGCAGGAGAAAGGGCGGCAGCUCUGUCAGUGCCUCUGGCCGGCAGGUUGCUCGGGAUCUGGGGCGGUCUGUGGCCGAAGAGGAAGAUGGAAAGAGUGAAAGUGCAUCGUGGAGUGGAGGGAGAAGGAAGCGGAUUGAAGUGCCUCUUGUUACUGCUAGAUCCCCUCCCAGCCAGCUAAACCUUAACAACCUAGAGGAGUUCCCACCCAUGGGUACUGCCUCUGGCUGGACAAACAAAAGCAAGCCAUCAAGGCGCAUCAACCCAACUCCUGUGAGUGCUGAACGCCCUCUUUCAAAGCCAAAGAUGUGCUUCACUUCAACGCCUGUCAGCCAGCCUCCAGCUGCUCGAUUUUCGGCUGGGUCAAGCCCUGAGGCCUUUAACAUUGUACAGGAGGGAAACCCAACUUCUGUGUUAAGCAGCAGCCUUCAAGAGGAGAGGGAGAUGCUGAAGAAAGAACGAUGCAAGUUGCUGCACCAGGCAUCUUCUGCAGGGAUAUCUCCUGAUCCUGGGACUCCUACUAAGCCCGCUUACACCCGCAGUGCUAGCCUUCCUGCUGAAAGCCAUCUGGUGACCUGCGCAGAUCCUGCAAAGGUUUCCUGCAAGAAACAGUUGGAGUGUCUGGCACAGCUCUACUCAUCAUGUAUAGCAGAAAACCUGGUACCAAAUAUUUUCCUGGAGCUUUUUUUUGUUCUGCAACUGUUAACAUCUAAAGGAACUUCUGCUUCAGAGGAAGAAGAGAGUGACCUUGAAGUCAAUGAAGGAAGUAAAGAUGCAUCAGGGAGACAGCACUUCCGAAGCGUGCACAAUUGCGUUUACUUCGCUGUUCAAGUCUUGGAUUAUCAAUAUGAAAUUAUUUCCCAUUUAGAAAAGGGGACUCUGAAGUUCUUGGCUGAAAAUGAACGGAUUGCAUGUUUUUCUCCCACCCUGCACGAGAGACUCAAGCAGGCAUAUGAAAACAGCACAGCCAAGGUUUCUCUGCUGCUGCCAUGCUCUGUGCAGUCUGUUUCUUUCCAGCCAGAAACCGACAAUCGCUCUAACUUUCCCAGCGACAGAGCAUUUCACAUAUUUAAGAAACAAAGGGAUAUCUUUUAUGAACUGCUGCGUGAAUGGGAGGAUAACCAUGAAAAACCCGGUUGGGACUUUGAAAGAGUUCUGGGCAGCAAGAUCAGGGCCAUGAUGGCUCACCUGUCUGCAACCUGCAACCACAGCCAUUUUGCCAGGCUCUUUCAGAAGCAGCUCACCCAGAUGUGUAAAGAUCCUAUUGGUGGUGGUGUGAGUUGGGGAGACACCCCAGACCAGGAUGUCCUUAAUAUGUUGGGUCCUGAUAAUCUGAGCCGUCUUAAGAGGCUGCAGGAAAGAUUUGUAGUUCCUCAGAGCAUCAGGGGACCUUGUCCACCUCCUUCAUUCCCAGGGUGCCAGCAGUUCUUCAGAGACUUCAUCCUCAGCGCAGGAAGUUACCAGUUCAAUCAGCACCUGGUGGAUAGCCUGUGCCUGAAGAUACUUGAGCUAGAUGGCCUUACUCUGGUGGAGCAUGAGCACAGUGAUGGGGAAACAGAUAUGGAUGAACAGGAUGAAAAGAAGCGUUUCACUGUGGUGCUGUUGAGCUUGAGACUCCUUGCCAAGUUCCUGGGCUUCCUUGUAUUCUUGCCAUAUCGCACCGUGGAACAGCCAACUAGAGACCUGCAAGACACUGCAGUAGCGUUGAGGAACCAAACUUUGCCUGUACUGGACAUUUUGAAGCUUCUGAGACGAUCCAUUCAGAAUCAGCGUUCUGUCCUCACUAUUCCUUGGAUUGUGGAGUUUCUUUCCCUUGUGGAUCAUGUUGCUCCUUUUCUUGAUUACUAUAGGAAGGUAUUUUGUCUUUUGCUGCAGAUAUACAGGCUAAUGAUCCUUUCUGAAGAAAAAGAGAUGAGUUUCCUGAACAAACUGUUGAUCCUUGCAGUUCUGGGUUGGCUUUUUCAGGUUCCAUCGGUCCCUGAAGAGUUGUUUUUUGCCACAGAUGUCAGGCAGGAGGGAUUGGUGAUGGAUACUGUGACAUCUGCUCAGGCUUUGGACAAUGUGCCCUUGGUGGAUCAGCAGUUACUUUAUACCUGCUGCCCCUAUCUUGGAGAGCUGCGGAAACUACUUGCCUCUUUUGUGGCUGGUAGUGGAGUAAAAAAUGGUGGCUUUAUGAGGAAAAUCACUCCCACAGCUGCAGAGACCUUGGCACCAAAGACUUCCAUUACACAACGGAAACUGCAGGUAGAGCUGGAACAGGCCUUCUUCCACAACCAGCCUCCCUCUCUGCGGAGAACAGUUGAGUUUGUGGCAGAGAGAGUGGGAUCCAACUGUGUUAAACACAUCAAGGCAACGCUGGUAGCAGAGCUGGUUCAAAGGGCUGAAGUCAUGUUGCAGGAUAAAGUGAAGGAGGAGGAUGCUAAUCAUGAUAAGCUGCUUGAAGAGGUGUGCGGCCAUCUGUAUGAUGAAGGAGCCCAGGCACUUAUCAAAGGCAGAGAAUUUUGCAAGAAGAAAGGUCCUGAGGCGGUAAGGGUCUUAUUGCCGGAAGAAACAUCUGCAGCAGUUUUGAGUAGUGCGGAAGACAUUGCAGUGGAGCUGGCUACUGAGAAAGCCUGUGGCUGGCUUUCUGCCAACAUUGCAGCGCUGAUUAAAAGAGAAGUGAAGGCAACGUUCAACAGAAUGCUGAAAGUCCCAGGACUUCCCUUGCCCAAUGAGGAUGCUCGGGAGCUGAGAAGGGACUGCUCUCCGGGCUGUCUGCACCGUGCACCAUUUCCCUCUCAAAUAAUCAAUGAAAUUAAGGAUGUGCUCUGUGUCGCUGUGGGCCCACGGGAUGAAGGGGAAGUGAUUGACCCUGGCUGGCUGGAGUGCUUGCUGGGAAGACUGAGUCAGACGCUUAGGUGCAGAAAGUUCAUGUGUCCCACAUCAGAACAGCAGCUGGCAAAAUGCACAGUUGAGUUGGCUUCUUUGCUGGUUUCAGGUCAUGUUCCUCUCAGUCAUGGGAUCAAACCCCCAGAGAAGAGCUCCGAGAGGCUCCGAGUGAAGAAUAAUCCCACGUGCGACCUUCUGAAACUGCUGCUUUCUGUCUGGAAGGAGGACUUUGGGACACCUGUUCCUGUGCAGCUGAUGUUCAGCAGGAAGAACAUUGGCUAUCUUGCAGAAGCGAAGCAGCAAGAGUGGGAUUUGUUCCAUUUCAUCCUUCGUGGUCUUGUAGAAUGUGAACUAAUGAAAACCAGUGAAAUAGAGAGUUGCUUGCGUAGCCUUGAAGAGCUCCCUUGGCCUUCAGAUUUCUUAAAAGCUCUGGAAAGCGUAUCUGGUUUAUUUCUAUCGGAACAUCUUAUAGAAGAGCCCAGGAGUAACCCUUGUGACCUGACCAGGCAGUCUCUAGCAACAGACAGUGGUCUAACCAGGAAUCAAGUCAAGUGGACAAGUAGCUCUGUGAAGCAGAGGGAUUGCUUCCUGGUGACUGGCUCAUCUCUGAACUUAAUGUGAUUUCUUGCCAGGGGAGGGAAAAGGUAAACCUGUUCUACAAGAUGAGCCUGUAUUUAUUUUUCACUGUGAGCUCAAUUUCAAAGAUCUGAUUUUAAUGUUUUUAAGACUCAUUUUGGAAGUUAAAACAUAUUAAAUAUAUAUACACCAGAAUAUGUGCAACAUUAUUCUUAAAGGAUGUAGAUUGUUUUCUUCCACCUAUUGAUGGAGACAGAACUUGUUGGAGUUUUUCAUUGAAAUGUGGAAGAAAAUACCUGAUUAUAUUUUUUACUGAACACAAAUGAUGGCAGUAUUUUUAUGACUCUUUUUAUAGUAUGUGAACAUAAAUGGUAUGUAGCUGCUAUUCCUUGUUUUUUAGAAUCCUCCUUGCCUUGAGUUUGAGUUUUAUCAGACAGGAAAUACUUCAGCGAGUAAACUGCAGACUGGAAGAACAGACAAGAAAUUUAAUGGGAAAAAAAAGCAGUGCCCCUCUUCUGGAGAGCUGGUAUGAAAGGAAUCCUCUUUGUGGAGGGCACUGGGCACUUCCUGCUCUUGUGGAUAGAUUGUAAAGCCAGGGUGAAAGUUCCCCCUCGCCCACCAGGCAGUCUCCUUCAGCAGGAGUUUGUGCCUGGGACUGCUGGGGGUUAGCAGAAAAUUGCCUGCUCAUUACAUGGCUCAGAACAGUUUUUCUUUUCAGAGGAUUUUUUUUUCCUUUUAUGCAGGAGUCUGCCAUUAGUACAGCUUUUUCACAAAGCAGAUAUUAUGUUAAGACUAAUGUUUGGACAAAAUGAAGCUGGUUAUUUUGCUGAUUAACUUACCUUUCCCUUGUGUAAGGUGGAAAAAAGUAGCAUCCUCAGCUGAGGUGGAGGGGAAAAGCCACAACCAAAACUAACUAGGUAGAACAAUGGCAUCUGUUAAAAUAUGUGAUAGAGAAAUCACAGAGAGGAAGGUCAGCAUCUGAACUCCAUUGAGCCAUUGAGACUUUUAUUUGAUAGGGCACAUACCAUCUGUGUGCCUUUUUUUUUUUUCCCUUCUUUUUUUUUUUUUUUUUUUUAUGUUAGGGAUUUUAAGCCAUGACUGAGUCAGAGGUUCCUUAAAAGUAGGUGUGCAGUAUGUCUGGUAAAAGCAGGGUAAUGUGAAUUGAAAUAGUGAGUGUAGUGUAUUGUUUCACUCCUACUCCCUGAGGCUGAGCAUUAUGUGACGUUUUGCUGCACAACUCACUUGAAGUUGCUGUUUGUUAUAAUAAAUAUGAUUAAAUGUCCUGUUUUGUGUCCAAGCUGGUGAUAUAUAGCCUCUUUGUACUGGGACAAAGUACAAAAAGGUGCCUUGCCACAAAGCGUGGUGCAGAAAGCAUAUGGUAACUUCUGUCCCACAUGCUGCUGUUUUGCUUGUGCUGUAGUACUGCUGCUAUUUUGUUACUUUACAGGGGGGAGAUAGAUAGAGGGAGAAAAUGAGGUGAUGGAAAAGUGUUCAGUCUCUGGAACUGAAUUUAUUUGGGUAUCUAAAACUGUUUGUGUAGAUACUAUGGCCACAGGUGUUUUUAUGAACUCAGUCCACCUCAGUUAUCCUCCUGUAAUACAGUAUGCUUGGAGGUAUUUAUUUAAAGGUGAUUAAACCCGAGGACCAGUUUAUGACUGCCAGAGAAUAUAAUUGUGCCCCAUUGGGCAGAAGUCACUCUGUUCUUGAGUGCUGUCCAGCAGGUAAGAAACACCUUUGCUUCUGUUUUCUUGCAUUGUCAUGUCAUUAAUCUACAUAGUUUCUAGGUAUUUCACCUUCUUUAUCCUUGGUGGCUUUGGGAAGCCAGGCACCUGACUCUGCAGCCAGACCUUGCAAUGAAGCAUACAGUACUCUGGGCAAGUAGGAGACCUUCGUCUUCUAUCACAUGCUAACCUUUUUGGCUUCAUCCAGGUAAGUGUUCACUGAGUAAAACAAACACCUCCUCCAAUGUAAGUAUAUUUCCAGACAGCUGUUUUAGCAAAUACCACAGAGCAUUUUUUUUAUCUUGUGUAGAAAAUACAUUUUAUUGUGGAUAUGAAAAUAGCAAUCUUGAUUAAGAGCAGAGAUGCAGCAGCAGAUGGUACAGAUGCUUGAUCUGAUCAUCUACUGUUCAGCAGUAAUUGACAGGAAGUUGGGUUUUUUCCCAUUGUAGUUUAACAAAGUAGGUGAUGUCUGCUAGGUUUUAUUUCUUCCUUCCCAACAAACCAUUGCCAUACAUUAACAGGUACCAAAAAAUGUUAUAUUUGCAAAAGAAAACAUCCAUAUAAAUAGGCUUUUUAGUAUCAAUUGACAAUUGUAUUUAAAAAAAAAAAGUACAUUAAUACUGAUAAAAAUAAAAAUUAGCUUUGAGAGCAUAUAAAAAUGCUUCAAAACAAGCAUAUAUAAAUAACUUAAUUUGUAAACAUAGAAAAACCAAUCUUAUGUAUAUAUAAAAAUAAACAUCUGAUGUACUGUACAAUAAGACAUUAUCCUUCAUAGGCACUGGUUUCAUUGACACAGGAGUCCCCCUAGAUGUUUUUCCUACAAAAACUGCUUUAACUCUAGUGCCGUGUCCAAAAUAAAAGGGAAAAAAAGCAAAGCACUGAGCAAAUCUUUUGUGGACUGUCUGAAGGCCGCUCAUCUCCUCCUGCAAUCCCUGCUGGAAGCAGCACUGGUGACAGCCAAUAAAUACACCUUGCUGCACUUCCUGCUCACUUUUUCUAGGGCUUUGAUGUAUUACCUUGCUCAAGCCUCUUUGUUUUGUCUCCCCAAAAAGGUACGACAGGCAGCAAACCUGGACAUCUGCCUCUUGGUGCAGUUGCUGAGGCUGCGGAACAUGUGCAGUGCUGCAGGUGAAGCAUCCCCUGAUGCAGCUUGGCAGGCUGCUCAGAAAGGCUGAGCCUCACCCCAGGGGAAUUGUAACACACUGAGGGGUAACAUAACCAUAGCCACCUUGGGUAAACAAAAAGCAAAUUUAUAAGAAGUGAUGUGUUUUAUAACUCUUCCUGCUGUAGGUGGGCAGGGAGGAGCCUUGGACUGAUAUGCCUCAAAACUGCUAUUUUCUUAAAUAUAAAAUAGACACUGUCACUUCAUUUAAAACUUCUUACUAUAUUGAUGAUAGGAAAUAACGUAGAAGCUGAGAGCCAAACUUACAUCUGUGCAAAGAUAGAGUUAAAAAUAGAUUUUUGGCUCUUGAAGCUCUGGUGGGAGGCGCAGUGAGCAUGUGGUAUGCUGGGAAAACAUCUCUGAUCUGAAGUACCUACGCAUGUUCCAGUAGCAGAGAUGACUCUGGUAAGGUGGGUGCUUGUAUACAUGUUUUUCACUUGGCAAAUAUAAAAUGCAACAGCCAUGUGAACAAUGUAGGCUUCUUUGAGCUAAGGAAACAAUAUUAUAGUAACCUUUAUUGCUUAGAGAAGCUAUUUUAGGUGAUUCUGUUCUACUGCUGUGCUGAAGACCUACAUGAAGUUACUCAGAUACUUGAGUUGGUUGUGGUUUUGUUUAAUUUUAGGAACCUGUGACCAAACACUUGAAGCCUGACAAUAUGAGCAUUGGACAGAGCUCAACAGUGGCAAGAUGCUGCUGAAUAUUCCAUUUUCUUAACCAAUGCUAACUGGCAAGGAAGUGUGCUAGUCGAGCAAUGACCAAAGGCUGCCGCUUAGCGAUGGAGCUCAGGAGCCGAGCUGGGAUAGCUGGGGCACCCAGAUCCACCUGUACAAGAUCAUGAAAUUGUAGAGAAGCUGCUCCUACCAGAGGUUCUGAGGACUCGUUAAUGUUUGCCUGACUUGAACAAGCGGCACCAUGUUUUGGAUUAAAAAAUCAAAAAUCUUAAACCUGGAAAGAAUUACAGGAAUUGCUGAGAUUACAUUGAACAUCUCUGGCAGCACAAAGGAAAGAACCCAAUCACCCAACUCUCUCCUGUAUGCAACCAGUACAGGUUACUGCAUCUAUACCUGAAGUAAAACAGUGAUCAGAAGUCACUAUCCUGUAAACAGCUCCACGCAGUCCCUCCACGUGGCCUGUUUCCUGACUGCACCAAAUGUCAUGUUGUUUGUAAAAUCACUGUCAAGGUCAACGAGCAUCUGACCUUUGCUACAUCAGAAUUUGUCAUCUACAACCAUUAGCAUGUGUUUGAAGCAGCUAUUUCUACAGCAACAACUUAUGUACCAGAUUAGCAGACAGAGCAGGUGAAGCAAGUAGCUAAAUUCUACACAUCUGAUGGAGUCCCUCUAGAUUGAACAUCCAUUUUCACUUUCUUAGGAAGCAGCAGGAAAACCUGACUACAUAAAAGACCUGAGAUUCUCAAUAAUUGAAAAUACUACUGAUCCUUUUUCAUUCACCUGAGCAAAACAGAAUUCAGUUUGUUUUUGAUGUUUAUGUAAACAUAAUGCAGAUGAGAAUAACAGAAGAGAAGCAUGUACUGUUCAGUUACUUGGCAUGGUGCAAGCAAACUGAGUACAAGUUUUGUCCCUUCCAUGUUCUAAUUUUUUGAGUCUAUUUGAGACCUACAGAAACAAAUUACAAUAGGGGGCUCCAAGACCUGUUUGUAUUUGACUUGACUGCUAAGAUUUCAAUGAUCAUUCACGUGUACUUAUUUCUAUUUAAUAAAUGGUGAUUGAACUCCAGAAAAUA